AUGAAGAUUCUCGCGCUGACUAGCGUGGUCCUUUGGGGCCUCGUCGGUGCGGCGGCGGGUUUACCUCAGCCUGUCAAUGAGGACAGUAGUCCAAAUCUCCCUUCCGAUUCCAACAAGGCCCCAAACAACGCCACUUGUCUGGCUGAUCAUUGCCGCCCUGCUUGGUACACGUGUGAAGGCAGUAACAAGGGUCUCAUGUUCGUCAAGAUUUGCGACCUCGCCGGCACAUGGAAAAUCUCAGCCCAGUGCCCUUGUUGCAGUCUCGGUGGUGAGCUGUACGAACAUCCUAAAGGCCGUGUAGAAGCCUCGCUGGCCUACUGCGGAUGCCCUCACGGAGAUUCCGAGUCCAAGGACAAGCAUUCGGCGGUUGUAACUCCCUCCAGCCCUCGCAAUGGCGAGGUUGUAGAAGUCAUCUCCCGAGGUGGCGAGUCUACAACUAUCCCCGAUUUCCCAAACACACAAGGUUACUUCAAAUGUUGCAGCGACGGACACUGUGUCAUGCAAUGCGUUGGCGAUCCUCCAUUCUGUUCGGUUCUCAAAUAUUGCGGAAAGGACGGCAACAGAUUCGGGAAGCCCGGUUGCUGCUCUGACGGGCAGUGUACAUGUGCGUCCGCUCUUAACGACUCUAACUCCCCUGCCGCCGGUGUCACGCCUCGUGAUACCUCUUCAGCAGCCCUUGACUACAGGAAAUACACACUUCAAGGCUACAAGGUGUGCGGCAAGCAAGGCAACGUUAUCCUGCAAUGCGUCGGCGAUCCUCCGUUUUGCUCUGUCUUCAAGUAUUGCGGAGCGAAAGGUGCUAGGUUCGGCGUACCUGGAUGCUGUGAAUACGCAGAGUGCAUGUGCCUGGGCAUUAAAGUCGACCCUUCCUUCAUCCCUGAUUCUAUUUCUUCACAGGACGAGCAUGCUGGAUCUACUCUCCGCAAACGCGACGACCGUUCUACUAGCAGCGAUAAGUGCUGCUUCUUUGUCUGGGGUGUAUGCUUCAAGAAAUGUGCGAACGACAAGGAAACCUCAUCUACUCCCAACAAGCGCGACCCUGAUUCCACGUCUACGCUCAGAUGUUGCACGCAUUCCGGGCGCACGUGCGUCAGGUGGUGUAGGGCGAAUUCCGAUAAAGAUUCAACUCCUGCCAGUUCCAAGCGAGGCAUCGCAGUACCUGUCGGUCAUGAAUCCAUUUCUUCUAACUCCGAGGACACCUCAUCUUUCCUCGAAGAGCGGGAUGAUAUAUGGCUGUGCUGCAUGGUAGGCCCUGGUGGGUACUGCCAAAAGCUUUGUCAGCGGGGUGAUAUAUGGCUGUGCUGCAUGGUGGGCCCUGGUGGGUACUGCCAAAAGCUUUGUCGUAAACGAGACAUCGAAUCACUUCCCCCCAUCUCUGAGGACAUCUCACCCUCCCUCGACGAGCGGGAUGAUACAUCAGUGUGCUGCAUGGUGGGUCCUGGUGGGUACUGCCAAAAGCUUUGUCGUAAGCGAGACAUUAAAUCACUCCCUUCUAUCGCUGAAGAUAUCUCAUCCUCCCUCGACGAGAGAGAUGACACAUCAGUGUGCUGCAUGGUGGGCCCUGGUGGAUAUUGCCAAAAGCUUUGUCGUAAACGAGACAUUGAAUCACUCCCUUCCAUCGCUGAGGAUAUCCCAUCCUUCCUGGAAGAGCGGGAUGAUACAUCGGUGUGCUGCAUGGUAGGCCCUGGUGGGUACUGCCAAAAGCUUUGUCGUAAACGAGAUAUCGAAUCUCUCCCUUCCAUCUCUGAGGUCAUUUCUCCUCCCCUAGAAGAACGCGACCGUGGCGGAUGGAUAUGCUGCAUGUGGGGCCCGGGUGGGUACUGUCAAAAGCCUUGCAAACGAGACAUUGCAAAUCCAGAGGGUCUUAAGUUGGUCGCUUCUAACCAUAUGGAGAGACUUCACUCCAGAGAUACCGAUAGGCGUACACCUAUAUCCAGUAUCGACGAAUUCCUUACCGCCGCUCGAACGAAAUGUCCACGCCCGAAUUGCAAGGUUGGAGUCAUCAUGUGCUCUUGGGAGAAGACUGAGAUCGUGAAGUGUAUAUGGCCUGGAUGUUGGGAGACACAUGUUACUUGCUACUGCAAUCAGAAUGCUCCUCACGAUCCCUUCUGUGUCACGAAACGAUCGGGUAAACCUGCCCAUGCUGGGACAGGGCCUUCUACUAUCACACAGUCAGAACGCGACCUCGCUGCUCCCCUUGUAGACCCAAUUGAUUUCAGCAGUCCGUGCGAGGGAGGACAUAAAAAUUGCCGUAAUGGCCAGCCAGAGGUGUGUAUUGGCGGCACCUGGCAACCCAAUGGACCUCCGUGCAAAGGUGCACGUUGCUGCCGUAAAGAUGGCGGAUGCGUACCAGGUUGUGACGACACCCCUCAUCUCCCUUCUGAGACUCCUAGACCUUCGAACUGCCCAGAAGGGCAGAGAAUUUGCAAUGGCGCCCAGCCAGAGAUGUGCAUCGCCGGUAACUGGCACCCCUAUGGAGAUCCGUGCAAGCAAGCUCGUUUCUGCUCGGAAGGGAGCUGCAAGCCCGCUACAUGCGGUGACAUGCCUCCUAGUCCCACUCCCACUGCUUCUCCUAAACCUGAGAAAUGUAAGGAAGGAGAGAAGGCUUGUGGUGACGCCCAGCCACAGAUCUGUAUCGGCAGUACCUGGCAGCCUUGGGGGGCUCCAUGCAAACAAGCUCGUUGCUGUUCAGCUGGAAUUUGCGGUAAUUCCUGUGGCGAUAUGUCUCCCGAACCUGCAAUCAGCCUCACGGGCACAACCGAGUCUCGGCAAUCGCCAUAUUCCGAGUGCACACCAGUCACCUACAAUUGUACUAUCACUGACAAGGGGGCCGUUAUUUUGUUCUGCAACUCCCAGGGCCGAUGGUACGAAAUGAAGGUCUGUGGCGCUCACUGUUGCAAGAUCGACGCUAGAAAAUCCGGUCCCAAUGGAAUUGGUUACUGUGACGAGUCGUGCCGGAACCCCUCGAAUGCCACAAUCGAGACUCGACAAUUGUCACCUCCGAUCAAGUAUGAGGAAUCAAACUGCACACGAGGGACAAAAGUCUGUAAAGACGCGCAACCAAUGAUUUGCAGAAAUGGUUUCUGGCUUCCUAACGGGCCUCCGUUCCCCCCGUUCGCAACCUUGAGUCCGGGCCAUGCAGCCCUGGUGAACAACGCUGUGCAAAGAACAACUGGGCUGUUCUCGCUUGCACCGAUGAAGGAACAUGGACGAUAUCUCGACCCUGUGGUUUCAAUUGCUGCAAGUCUGAGCAACCUGGAUCAGCACAAUCACAGCGUUCCAAGUUGUACUCCGGGAAACUACAACUGCGAUACCACUUCGACUUCUAUCCUCGUCUGCAAUGCCGCAGGCCAAUGGAAGCUUUCCCAUCAUUGCGGCCCAGACCCGUGCUGUUUCCGCGGACCGGUCCCUGGAACUGCGUUCUGCGAGUGUUCAUUCUCGAAAUAUCAAUCUACUUUAGAAGUCGGCUCUGACCUCAAGCUUACUGCUAACGAUGAGUCCCGCGGCUGUGUAGCCGGGGCCUAUUAUUGCAGAUUCACCGACGAUACUCUUCAUGCCGUCAUUGUAGUGAUUGCGGAGAGCUCCCGGAUCAUUGUUGCAAGCAGGGACCUAUUCCUGGAACGGCUUAUUACUCGUGGCGGUUCCGGCCUUGCUGUUCAUUCUGACGCUGGUGGAGACGGUGAUCAAGCAGCCCUGGAAUGUAACAAUCUAGAAGGCUCUGCUUGCGGAUCUCCGCAAACUUGUCCCCCAGGGGAGGUUAUUUGCGCAGCCCACAAGCAAGUUCAUGACGGAUCCGCACUCAUUAUUCGAGACGACACCUCUGCGGCUGAUCUUGCUGCCCACUGUCAGCCCGGAACCUUUGCCUGUGUUAUCUUCGAAAAGCCACCAGAAGCUUACAUCUGGCUCUGUGAUUCCAACCGUAGGUGGGUGCAAGCUGCGGAAUGCGGGCCACGAUACAAGGACGGACGACCUUGCUGCCAUAAUGGUGACACUAUUGGAACUGCGCGCUGCACCUGCAACAACCAAGCUUAUGGCUACCCUUCUCUGGACCACCCAAAUAUCCGUUCAAUCAACUUUGGAUGCACGGCGGGAACUACAAGGUGCAGCGGAGCUACAAUCCGAGCAUGUGGCUCUGACGGCCUGUGGUACAAAGUUGGAGACUGCAAAUAUCCCGGACGCCGCCCAGACCCGAAUAGCUCGCCUACUCUCCAUCCAUCGACUUUCCUCACUCUUACGACCCCAGAGCCGCAUCGUGAGGGGUCUUAUACGCCACUGAUUGUGCUGUGAGAUGUCUACUCAAUUGAGGUUGAGAUUUCAAGGGCGUGGCGGGGACGAUCUAAUGGCUGCUUCACUGUCUUCCCUUAAUUCCAUCCUUUUCCAUUCUCCUUCACCUUUUUGGCCUAAUUUCAACGGCGGCUUAUAUGUUCGGUGAUGGAUGAACAAAAUUUCUCCCCUCUCUUCCCCUCUCUUCCCCCCUCCUGAGUGUAUGUACAGUAACA
Molecule: messenger RNA, 4499 nt
Organism: Lindgomyces ingoldianus
Lineage: Eukaryota; Fungi; Ascomycota; Dothideomycetes; Pleosporales; Lindgomycetaceae
Exons: 7
Coding region: 1-4287 (1428 amino acids)
Source: RefSeq, a predicted model, not a curated record